UUUUAUGCAUCUCAGGCUGAUAAGCUCCUCUCCCCAGAGUUCCAGCCUUCAGUAGAGCAGUUGAUUCAUUUCCUGCCUACCAAUCGUCAAAUCUUGAUGUCAGCCACUUUUCCUGUCACCAUUAAGGACUUUAAAGAUAGAUAUCUUCAAAAGCCUUACGUUAUUAACCUUAUGGACGAGUUGACUUUGAAAGGGAUCACACAAUUUUAUGCAUUUGUGGAGGAGAGACAGAAACUCCACUGCUUGAACACUCUCUUCUCGAAGCUGCAAAUAAACCAGUCAAUUAUUUUCUGCAAUUCAGUGAACCGAGUUGAGCUCCUUGCCAAGAAAAUUACAGAACUUGGGUAUUCAUGCUUCUAUAUUCAUGCAAAGAUGUUGCAGGAUCAUCGCAAUAGAGUAUUUCAUGAUUUCCGCAAUGGUGCAUGUAGGAAUCUUGUUUGUACUGAUCUUUUUACUAGAGGAAUAGACAUUCAAGCUGUCAAUGUUGUCAUUAAUUUUGAUUUUCCAAAGAACUCAGAAACUUACCUGCACAGGGUUGGUCGAUCAGGGAGGUUUGGUCACCUUGGUUUAGCUGUGAACUUGAUUACUUAUGAAGACCGCUUUAAUUUAUAUAGGAUUGAACAAGAACUUGGCACUGAAAUAAAGCAAAUCCCACCUCACAUUGAUCAGGCAAUUUAUUGCCGGUGAUUAGUGGUAAAUUGCCGGGUUGCAUUUGCAUUUGUGGUGAGUGGCAAUGGGGAAUGUGGCUGUUCUCAAUGAAGCAGCUGCGUUUGUAGUUUAGCGUGAGAGGAGAUCCAAUAUGAUGAUUUGGUUAUUGUGGGGACGCUGUGGAAUGAUGCUUUAUGGUUAAUUUAUGGUUGAGAGCCCCGAAACACCACUGGGACCCUCAGAAGUGGGGUGUUGAAUUUUGAUUGGCAUGGCAGGAUUGAAAGAUGGGGGGGGGGGUCUAUUGCAUUUGUGGCUGUGUUUGCUGCUAACUUUUGUUUCUGUAGUCGUGAUUUGUUAUUGGAUCUGUUUAGGGAUGUGCCUUAUCUCACUCGCAUCC
Neltuma alba is the source of this 1045-nucleotide messenger RNA. RefSeq names its product DEAD-box ATP-dependent RNA helicase 8-like. NCBI's taxonomy places the organism in Eukaryota, Viridiplantae, Streptophyta, Magnoliopsida, Fabales, Fabaceae. The record is from RefSeq and is a predicted model, not a curated record.